UACGAGGGCCAGCUCGACGACGGCGUGCGCCACGGCCACGGGAAGUGCGUCUUCCCGACGGGCGACGUCUACGAGGGCGCGUUCCGCAACGGCAUGCGCCACGGCGCGGGCGUCUACACGUACAAGCGGCGGCCGGGCAAGCAGCGGCAGCGCGUCUACGAGGGCGAGUGGCGGCGGUCGAAGCGCCACGGCGAGGGCAAGGAGACCUGGGAGGACGGCACGGUCUACGAGGGCGCCUUCGCCGACGACGCGUUCCACGGCCUCGGCACGUACCGGACGCCCUUCGCCAAGUACCGCGGCAACUUCGAGGCCGGCUACAAGUCGGGCCAGGGCUCCGUGGUCUACUACAAGUCCAAGGACACCUACGACGGCGAGUGGCGCCGGAACCGCUUCCACGGCGUCGGCACGUACUACUGGGGCAACAACACCAAGUACGAGGGGCAGUGGGAGGACGGCGCGCGGACGGGCUUCGGCGUCUUCCUCGAGCCCAGCGGCGAGAAGCACGAGGGCCACUGGAAGAGCAACGAGAAGCACGGCGCGGGCACGACGCGCACGCGCAACGGCAAGUGCCGCGACGGCGUCUGGAAGCACGGCCGC
Molecule: messenger RNA, 597 nt
Organism: Aureococcus anophagefferens
Lineage: Eukaryota; Pelagophyceae; Pelagomonadales; Pelagomonadaceae
Exons: 1
Source: RefSeq, a predicted model, not a curated record